Hydra vulgaris (swiftwater hydra) is the source of this 751-nucleotide messenger RNA. RefSeq lists its product as uncharacterized. Lineage: Eukaryota; Metazoa; Cnidaria; Hydrozoa; Anthoathecata; Hydridae. The record is from RefSeq and is a predicted model, not a curated record.
AUGGAAUUGCUUCCAGAGUGCUAUUAUAAAUGUUCAGAAAAAUUAGUUUCAAUUGGGAGAAAUCAAACUUCUUACUGGGAAAAAGCCUUUCAGCUUGCGGGUCUUUCUAUAGUUUCAAAACUUUUAUGUAGUUUUGAUAUUGAUACACUAAUCAAUUCCUUUGAGACUAAAAUUUUGAAUGAUAGUGGUUCACCUAAGUUUCCCAAUAUUACAUCUCUUUUCAAAGUUGUUUCUUCACUUUCGCAUGGAAAUAGUGUCCCAGAGAAUGGAUUUUCAAUUAACAAACACAUUAUUCAGUUACAUGGUACUUCACUUGAUCCAGAGACAAUUGAGGCUUUGAGGUUUGUAAAAGAUACUAUAUUAAGCUUUGGAUCCAUACUCGAUAUUCCAAUAACAAAGUCAUUUAUACAAUCAGUUAAAUUUGCUCACUUAAGUUACAAAGCUGACCUGGAAGCUAAACGCAGGUUGAAAGAGAAAGAAGAGAAGCAUAUAAAAACUAAGGAAACUGAGGAGGCAAAACAACAUGUUUUGAAAAAUGAAAAAGAAGCUGUUCUUGCAUCCAUUCAACAGAUAAAAAAAACGGUCUAUCAGUUGCUGAUGAUUUAGUUUUUGAAGGAAAUAGUGAUUUAAAGAAGUGUUUGCUUCAAAAAAACAGCACAAGAAAUGAAUUGCAGCGAGCCCAGUGUAAAAUUGAAACAGGGAUGAAAAGAAGACAGGAGCUUGCUGAUGAACAAGACGUUUUAGAAAAAAG